UACAGGGAGAUUUAUUUUUAGAGAAAAUCUGGCCCUGUGCAGGCAGGAAGCUUUCUGAAAAUCUAAUGAAGAACACAGCAGUCAUGCAGAGUUGUUAGUCACAAAGCAACAUCAGUUAACAGAGCUUCUCUUCACUGUCUGAGUUUUAGAUGACUGCAAAAGGCUAGACCUUCCCGGGUUUUUUUGUUGCGGUGCUGCAACUGUAGCUUGCUCUAUCUGUGUUGGACGGUGUCCAGGCGAAGAGCUUCGCUGCCCUGCCCUCAGGUCUCUUCAGCUUGUGGAUCUCCAUGCGGAGGAACGCCUCUUUGGUGGCUGUGACAGGGAGAAUUAGGCAAGAGAUGCGGGUUCACUUGCCCUGCGUAGGGGCUUAUCUUGGGCUAAGCUGAGGGACUAAUAGCAAAGCCAGCCUCCGCUCCAGCCGGUCUGAGGGCACAGGGAGCCAUCUGUCCACUCUGUGGAUAACUGACAACAAAGGGGGCAAACAUUGAACACGGACUACAAAUUAAAAGGUCGUUCAUUUUGGAGAUACCAGACAUAAAGAAGAGGCACAAGUAUUUUGUAUACAAGGUGUGAUAUGGCGGCAGAGUUUUGUUUGUAGUGUUGACUUUAAAUCUCGGGAAACACAGAAAAUGUCUGACAAGGAAGAAAUGGCUUCAGAUGGGAGUUUAAACGUUACGCUGACGCUGAGGCUGUUGAUGCAUGGAAAGGAAGUUGGCAGCAUAAUUGGGAAGAAAGGAGAAACAGUGAAGAAAAUGAGGGAGGAGAGUGGCGCUCGGAUCAACAUAUCAGAGGGAUCAUCUCCUGAGAGAAUAGUUACCAUCACUGGACCUACAGAGGGCAUCUUCAGAGCUUUCUCCAUGAUCGCACAGAAGUUUGAAGAGGAUAUUGCAGCAGCAAUGACAAACAGUAACGUGACAAGCAAGCCACCUGUGACGCUUCGCCUGGUUUUCCCAGGGAGUCAGUGUGGCUCACUGAUUGGCAAAGGAGGCUCAAAGAUCAAAGAGAUCAGAGAGACCACAGGCGCUCAGGUUCAGGUGGCAGGAGACAUGCUGCCGGACUCCACGGAGAGGGCUGUCACAAUCUCCGGCACUCCACAGGCCAUCACUCAGUGUGUAAGACACAUCUGCUCUGUGAUGCUAGAGUCUCCACCAAAAGGAGCAACUAUUCCCUACCGUCCCAAGGUCAUACCUGCUGGAGCCCAUGCAGUAUUAGCACCACAGCACUCUGCACAAGCCUUUGCAAUUCCUGGACAGUAUGCUUUUGCACAUCAAGAUUUGACCAAGCUUCACCAGUUGGCUAUGCAGCAUAUCCCCCUCCCCUCCCUUGGGCAGAGCAACCCUACCUUCCCUGGAUUGGAUGCAUCUGCCCCCACAAGUUCACAAGAGCUGGCAAUACCUAAUGAUUUUAUUGGCUGCAUAAUUGGAAGACAAGGCAGCAAGAUCAAUGAGAUUCGCCAGGUCUCUGGAGCUCACAUCAAAAUUGCCAGCGCCACUGAUGGCUCAGCCAUGCGCCAAGUCACAAUCACAGGCUCGCCAGCAAGCAUCAGCGUGGCCCAGUACCUCAUCAACGCCAGCUUAGAGAUGGCUAAAUACACCAUGCAGGCCGCUUCCUCUGCGACCCCAGUUGAUCUCAACAUGAGCUUCUCUCAGUCUGCUCCCACUGCCUCCACUGCUGCUACCUCUAUGGCCGUCCUGGCGGCCACCACCCCAGCCCCCACCACCAUUAACGUCCACUCUCCCUCCACCUUACCAGCCAUCCAAAACCCACACUACGCCGUCCCCGUUUCCAGCCUUCUUGGCAUGAAAACUCUCCCUGUCCUGGCUGUCCACCCAGCAGCCACUUCCAGCCUAACACAGGGUUUAUCCCCUUACACCGCAAAAAUGCCAGCCUCCGGCGUCAAAAAGUCAGAGCGGCAGAAGUUUGCUCCUUAUUGAUGCCUCCUUUUAAAGUCUAGUCCACGUAGGUGGCUGAUAGGACAUUAUUCAAAGAUGGCAAAUUAUUUAAUAUUAAGCAUAUGGGCUUAAAGAUAGCUUACACCAGUGUGUAAGUUUUGCCAGCGGAACAUUGUUUUACAUAAAUCAGGAAGAUAUUAGAUGCAGACUGAGCGGAUGGUAGUAUUAAAACAUGUCCUCAUUAAUUAAAAGAGGCAGCAGAGGUGCAUAUUAACUCAGUAUUAUCUUAUGGACAUGCAUAACAAUUAAUGUGCGUAACUCAGGCUUGUAUUAGUAUCCAUGGAGAUGGAUUCAUGUUCCAGAGCUUUAUAUGAAGACUUAUUCCAGGAAAUGUUUUUUCCAUGAUGCAGAUAUUGGUUUAGUUUUUCUAUCUGUCUAUGUAGUCUUUGUUAGAAAAUGGAAACUAGCAUUAAAAGAUGUGGUGCUUUGUUGGCAGCAGGCUGUUAAAAUCUUUGUCUUGUACAGUAGAAAUCAGUGUGUUAAGUAUUUUUAACAAGGAUUGCUCCACUCUUCUGUCAUAUUUCCCCCUUUCUUCCACUAUAGGCUCUCAUCAGUGCUAACAGGCUUGGGUGUUCUGUAGUAGCGUUGCACUGUUGCAGUUCUGAUGGGAUUAUCUUAAAGCCACAUUGGAUUCUAGUGGAUUUCACUCUACACAGUAAUCCUGUAGAGCCGGACUGGCCUAACUAACUCAUUUACUGGUUCUGUACACAAGCUUUUUUUUGUUUGUUAUAUUCUACAGCCUGAACAAGUGGAAUGCUUCAACUGUCAGCAUCUGAAAUGGACGCUGAUCAAUUCUUUUAAGAAAUGUUUUAUUCAUGUGUUUCUGACGUGGGUCCAUCCCCCAAACAAUGCAGAUUUAUAAUAUUUGUUGAUGAAAUGACUCUGAAAUAAAUGGGACUUUUUAUGAAUGCA
This is a messenger RNA of Amphiprion ocellaris (clown anemonefish), 2864 nucleotides long. RefSeq lists its product as uncharacterized. Gene Ontology annotation, biological process: negative regulation of mRNA splicing, via spliceosome. The coding region runs from base 630 to 1934 and encodes 434 amino acids. The transcript has 14 exons. NCBI's taxonomy places the organism in Eukaryota, Metazoa, Chordata, Actinopteri, Pomacentridae. Gene Ontology annotation, cellular component: cytoplasm; nucleus. The record is from RefSeq and is a predicted model, not a curated record. Gene Ontology annotation, molecular function: mRNA binding.